AUGGCCCUCACCCCCGAGCAGAUCCCCCUCAUCAAGGCCACCGUGCCCGUCCUGCAGGAGCACGGCGCCACCAUCACCAAGCUCUUCUACGACAACAUGCUCAACGCCCACCCCGAGCUGCACUCCGUCUUCAACGUCUCCAACAAGGUCCACGGCCACCAGCCGCUCGCCCUCGCCGGCGCCCUCUUCGCCUACGCCAGCAACAUCGACAACCUCGGCGUCCUCUCCCCGGCCGUCGAGCGCAUCUGCCACAAGCACGCCUCCCUCGCCAUCCAGCCCGAAGGCUACAACAUCGUCGGCAAGUUCCUCCUCGAAGCAAUGGGCCAGGUCCUCGGCGACGCCCUGACCCCUCCCCUCCUCGACGCCUGGGCCGCCGCCUACUGGCAGCUCGCCAACCUCAUGAUCGCCAAGGAGGACGCCCUCUACAAGUCCGCCGACGGCUGGACCGACUUCCGCGACUUCCGCGUCGCCAGAAAGGUCCCCGAGUCCGACCUCAUCACCUCCUUUUACCUCGAGCCCGUCGACGCCAAACCCCUGCCCUCCUUCCUCCCCGGCCAGUACGUCUCGAUCCAGGUGCCCGUCCCCCAGCUCAACCACCCGCAAUGCCGCCAGUACUCGCUCAGCGACCAGCCAGCCCCGACGUACUACCGCAUCAGCGUGCGCAAGGAUCCAGGCCUCAACCCCUCAGAUCCCUCGGCCCCGACACACCCAGGCUACGUCUCCAACAUCCUCCACGACACCAUCCACGUCGGCGACACCGUCAAGCUCACCCACCCCUACGGCGACUUCCACCUGUCCGACCCAUCCGCAUCAACCCCCCUCGUCCUGAUCUCCGCAGGCGUCGGCCUCACACCGCUAACAUCAAUGGUGAACACACUGCGAACCCCGUCCUCGUCCACGCGCCCCAUCCACUUCAUCCACGGCGCACACACCUCAUCCUCCCGCGCCUUCCACGCACACCUAGCAUCCCUGCCGAACCUGCGAACAACGCAUUUCCUCACCGCGCCAAGCGAGUCCGACAAGGAAGGCGAGACCUACACGCAGGCCGGCCGCGUGGAUCUAUCCAAGAUCGCCGACGCGGACCUCUUCCUCGACGACAAGGCCACCGAGUACUACAUCUGCGGGCCGACGGCGUUCAUGCUGGCUAGCAGGAGCGCGCUUGUUGCGCGGGGCGUGGACGAGGCGCGCGUGCACAUGGAGCUUUUCGGGACGGGUGGCGUGCCUGCGUGA
Molecule: messenger RNA, 1230 nt
Organism: Aspergillus mulundensis
Lineage: Eukaryota; Fungi; Ascomycota; Eurotiomycetes; Eurotiales; Aspergillaceae
Gene: fhpA
Product: flavohemoprotein
Exons: 1
Coding region: 1-1230 (409 amino acids)
Biological process (GO): nitric oxide catabolic process; cellular response to nitrosative stress
Cellular component (GO): intracellular anatomical structure
Molecular function (GO): heme binding; FAD binding; oxygen binding
Source: RefSeq, a predicted model, not a curated record